AUGGCGGCUCCCGCGGCUCCAUCUCAGCUCGGUGUUGAGGUGAAGGCGUCUCCCCAGGCCUCACCCGCUAUCGGGACACAAGAAGACUGUCCUACUUGUGUACGCCGGAGGAUUCGCUGCGACCGCACUCUCCCAAAGUGCGCCAAAUGUUCGAAGAAAGGCCUCACCUGUCCUGGUUAUGGCCCUCGAUUGAGGUGGGCCAAUGGAAUAGCUGUUCGUGGCCAUCUCAAAGGUCGCACGACGCCGUAUAUCGACAAGCCGGUAAAAGCGAGUGCCUCGUCCAAGGCCGCCAAAUCCCCGAAGACUGAAAGCGCCCCUCCCCCGUCGACCUCCAUCAUCGAUCCUCUAGAGAAGUCGUUUCCCGAUUUUCCAGACCCGGCCACCAGGUCUCGACUGCUGGAGCAUUACGACAAGAAUAUUGCCGGCCUCAUGGUCUGGAUAGACUCUGACAAGAAUGAGUACCGCCGCUUGGUUCUCCCACUCGCCAACCGUCAGCCAGUGCUACUCCUCGCAAUCCUUGCCAUCUCUGCACAGCAUCUUGCAGUCACCACCAACGUCGAGUCGAACUUCUCCGCUCGCGCCCGUGAUGCAGCGGUCAGCAUGAUAUCAAGCCAAAUCCGUCAGGUCACAGGUCGUCUUGCUGCUGGGUUCGACCUGGGAAGCGAAAUAGAUGUCGACACGGCCGUCUGGAUGCUCGCCUCGAUGCUAACGCUUGCCAAUUAUGAGAUGGCAGAGUCAGAAUUAGGGGCAAUAGCGGCGGACUCUCAUCGGCAGGCCGCCCGCACAUUGGUGAAUGCUCUUGCUACCACAAAGCAUGAGAACAACGACCUGUUUAAUUUUCUCAGGAACCAGUUAUCGAUUUACGACAUACUGGCCUCCACCACCGCCUUUGAACCGAUGAGCUUUGGGGGAGCGAUUCUGCCCGCUCCCGACCAUUCCGAUCAUAUAUUCUCGGAGUAUCUGUUCCUUUUGCAGCAUAUCACGGGGACAUGCCGCCAGCAUUGUGAAAAGGGGUCAGCUGCGGGCUCGAGCGUCCCUUCCUUAUCGCCUGCCGAUGUCAGGUCUCGGUUCGAAUUGGCUCGAGGGUCAACUCUGAUGGCCGCCGGCUUGCUGGAAUUAAUUUGGGAUGCCAAGCGGCGGGAUUUCAUCCGGAUCGUCGACAUAUAUCAUCAUGCCGCUCUGCUCUAUACUUACAGAUGCCUCUUCCAAGGUCAUGUCGAUGACUCUUGUGUCAGUGCUUCCGCCACAGCAUUAUUCGAGCGGUUGAGUCAGCUUGAAGAUCAUGCCAGUUGCAGGCAGAACUUGCCGUGGCCGGCGUUCAUCGCUGGAACCGAAUGCCAAGGCAUUCGACAAAGAGAAAUGUUCAUAGCCGACAUGUACGAAGACAUUGCCCGAUAUAUGGGCUUCAAGCACUACUUGGAGGUUCUUCACUUUUUGAAGGAUCUUUGGUCGUCUAAGAAUCCAGAUUGGCUUGCGUUGGCGCGCCACUAUAGCGCUAACGGAAAGACAAUCCUUGCAGUUUGA
This is a messenger RNA of Capronia epimyces CBS 606.96, 1524 nucleotides long. RefSeq lists its product as uncharacterized. NCBI's taxonomy places the organism in Eukaryota, Fungi, Ascomycota, Eurotiomycetes, Chaetothyriales, Herpotrichiellaceae. Gene Ontology annotation, biological process: positive regulation of transcription by RNA polymerase II. The transcript has 2 exons. Bases 1 to 1524 code for a protein of 507 amino acids. Gene Ontology annotation, molecular function: DNA-binding transcription factor activity, RNA polymerase II-specific; zinc ion binding; transcription cis-regulatory region binding. Gene Ontology annotation, cellular component: nucleus. The record is from RefSeq and is a predicted model, not a curated record.